Rubroshorea leprosula is the source of this 1884-nucleotide messenger RNA. The record is from the annotation of a GenBank genome assembly. Lineage: Eukaryota; Viridiplantae; Streptophyta; Magnoliopsida; Malvales; Dipterocarpaceae.
CGUGGAACUAGCUAGUUUACACCUUACACACGCUAUUGGCUUAUUACCAUCAUUAUUGGCUUGCCAGAUCCAAAUAUUCUUGAAAGGAAGCAAUUUGCAAAUGCCAUGCUUAAUGCUAUUUACAAAGGGAAUUUUUCGAAAGUAAGAGACUUACUUAAACGCAAGCCAGAUGCAAUAUCUACAACAUUUGAAAAGGGGCAAACUGCUCUUCAGAUUGCAAUUACUGCUGGUCGGCUAAUGGUUGCUAAGGAAUUGAUUACUAUUACUAGUGAAGCAAACAUAGACCACUUGACGAUACGAGACAAGAAUGGCAACACAGCUCUUUCCUUUGCUGCUCGUAGUGGAGUGAUGGAAAUUGCAGAAUGCUUGAUUGAACAGAACAAGGACUUGCUUACUAUCGCAAAUGGCGACAAAAUGCUCCCGGUUCAAUUGGCGUGCAGGGCAGGCCAUGAGGACAUGACUCGCUACCUCUACUGCGAAACCCUGCAGCAAAAAUGUCUAAAUAGAGACUAUGUUUUCUACCUCCUCGAAGAGUGCAUAACUAAGAAAAUGUUUCGUACAAGAGUGAAGGUGGAUAAAGGAAGUGUUCUAUCUGAUGGAAGUGUUCUAUCUGAUGGUGUUGGCAGUGUUGCAGCUCAACGAAGAGCUUUGGAUGAGGAUGAAUUUGUGCGAAGUGGAGCAGUGGAAGCAACCUUUCAAGCAAUCAAGAAUGGCAUCCCUGAGAUUGCAAUUGAAAUUGCAAAAAUUACGAAUAUAUUAUGGAACCGUACUGAUCCUGAAGAUAAAAGGAACAUGUUUGCAUGUGCUGUAGCACAUCGUCAAGAGGAAGUGGCACAAUUUCUUUAUAAAUUCAAUGCAAGAAUUAGUACAAAUAUAGGUUUUACCGAGGAUCGAGAUGGAAACAAUUUAUUACACAUAGCAGCAAAGUUAGCUCCUCGUUCUCACCUUGAUUACAUCUCAGGCGCAGCUCUGCAGUUGCAAAGUGAGCUACGUUGGUUCGAGGCAGUGAAAGGCAUUGUUCCACAGUUCUACAACUACGAUAAAAAUAAUGAUGGUGAUACUCCUUCCCAAGUGUUUGUUAAGGCACACGAGCAGUUGCGAAAAGAAGCGGAAGAAUGGAUGAAGAAAACGGCAGAAUCCUCUACAUUCGUAGGUGCUCUAAUCAUUACAAUUAUGUUUGCUGUGGCUGUUACUGUUCCUGGUGGGAAUGAUCAAAAUACAGGCUUCCCAAUCUUUUUGAACAAAACAGCAGACUCUUCUAGAGUAUCUUCUCCAACCGUGCCAUUCAUGAUAUUUGUAGCAUCAGAUGCAAUUUCUCUUUCUACUGCAUCUAGUUCGGUGCUAAUGUUUUUGGGGAUUCUUACGUCACGUUAUGCUUAUAAAGAUUUCCUUAAAUCCUUACCCGUGAAGUUGAUUGUUGGCAUAUCUUCACUCUUCAUCUCUAUUGCAGCAAUGAUGGUAGCAUUUUGUGUUGCUCUUUUCAUUAUGCUACAAGGUCGAUUGUGGAUAAUCAUACCAGUAACUUUGUUUGCUAGUGCCCCAAUCAUUAUCUUUGGACUGUUGCAGUUUCCUUUUCUCAUUGAGCUUUGUACUUUCACUUUUAGACGAGGCAUCUUUGAAGGGAAAUGAACAGCUUAGAAAAAGGAAGAGAGGAAAUCACUCCAACAACAGGUUCUGGCUCUCUAAACUUGAUCCCAAUCGAAAAAGGCUUUAGCUCCAGUAACUCAAAGAUAGAUGUUCUGUCAUUUUAAGUCUAGUAAUUAGACGAGUGUGCCCUAUAUGUAUUGAAACUGCAAGAAACAUUUGGUGGAUGUGUAUUCUUUGAAGAUUUCAUGUACUUUUGUAAGUGCCAAACUCUUUCUGCAAUCAAAGAUUUAUGUGAAU